CUUUUCACACAGUAGCUCCCAGUCUGUUGCUUAGAUGGCUCGUAGCUUCCUUCAGAUUCAGGUGGAAUUCAAGCAUUAAAUCCAUUUGUCGCUGAGCCUAUUAGCUGUGUGGGUGCUGUUAAGUGGACAUCUAGCUUGAGGACUUGGCCUGGUUUUCCUAACCCAUUGGGACAUACUUUAAGCGGUGUCAUCAUAAAAUAUCCUCAAGGCGUGGGGAGAUCUACCAACAACUGCAAGCGCCAUUGAUAAGACAUGUGGCCACAGCUUGACUUCACUUUGGCAAUGUGGACCAUAGGCCUUGGAGCCAUUGGUGCUGCUGUGACGGGGAUAAUCCUAGCCAAUACAGAUUUAUUUCUGUCAAAAUCAGAAAAGGCCUCUUUGGAGUUUUUAGAGGCAAUAGAUCUGAAGACUCUUGGAGCAGCAGAGCAAAGAACGUUCAAGGCAGAGGAGUUGUGGAAGAAGAACGGUGCAGUAAUCAUGGCAGUGCGAAGACCUGGAUGAUUUUUGUGCAGAGAGGAGGCUGCUGAGCUGUCCUCUCUGAAGCCUCAGCUUGACGAGCUGGGUGUUCCCCUUUAUGCUGUUGUGAAAGAGCAGCUUGGGACCGAGGUGGAAGACUUUCAACCAUAUUUCAAGGGGGAAAUAUUUCUGGAUGAAAAGAAACGAUUCUAUGGUCCUCAGAAAAGAACAAUGCUGUUCAUGGGCCUUGUUCGCUGCAGCGUAUGGAAGAAUUUUUUCCGUGCUUGGAGGAGUGGCUACACUGGUAACAUAGAUGGAGAAGGCAUUAUCUUGGGGGGAGUUUUUGUGAUUGGUGCUGGCAAGCAGGGUGUUGUCUUGGAACAUCGUGAAAAGGAAUUUGGAGACAAAGUGAGCCUUGCUGCUGUCCUUGAUGCAGUUAAGAAGAUCAAACCACAACCUUCAGAUCUUAAAAAAUAAAGAUACAUGCUGCCCUCUUAGUUGCAGUAUCUAGGUGAAAAUACACAUUGUAUCUCUGUAGGAGGAAAUUCUUGCCAGAGAUCAGCAACAUAAUGCUUCUUUGGACUGGCUGCAUUUAGUACUGUUGACUUUGGAUACCCAGCAUUCCUUCGGUCUUUGUUUUACUGGAUUAAUGAAAGGCUGGAUCUAAAACCUUAAGAUCUGGCUUAGAUGGUUUCCAGUUCAAACAAAACUGUCAGGUAUAUCUGGAUAUCUUUAUUGAGAAAUAAUGGUGGAGAACUAAUAAAAACUGCAUUUGAAACUUA
This is a messenger RNA of Hemicordylus capensis (graceful crag lizard), 1238 nucleotides long. RefSeq names its product peroxiredoxin like 2A (gene PRXL2A). NCBI's taxonomy places the organism in Eukaryota, Metazoa, Chordata, Lepidosauria, Squamata, Cordylidae. The transcript is spliced from 7 exons. The record is from RefSeq and is a predicted model, not a curated record.